AUGAGUGAAGAAACAUGCUACGGCCAACUUUCAUCGAUGAUGUCAAAACAGCUCAAAGUAGUAGACAGUCGCAUCAAAUCAAGUACCAAGGAGUUGGAUUGGAAUUAUCUUAAAAGAACUCCCCAAUUUCUCAAACAGAGAAUCAAAUUUGGAAAUGGCUCAUAUACAUCUGAUGAGGAAUUCAAUUAUUUAGAGAAGCAAUUUAAGGAAACGGAAAAGACACUUCAAUCGGUAGAAAAGUAUGUCAAGAUGUAUUCCAAAAGUACCUUAACAUUGUUGGAUAGAAGUACAGCGGUUGGCAAAGGUUAUUCUCUUCUCUAUGAUCCAUACGAAGAUCUAGCGAAGAAGACUGGUGAACAGUCCAAUUCCCAAGUUUUCGAAGACCAAUACAGGAAAUGGCAAAACGUGAACAACUACAUUGAAACAAUAAAUAUGUGCAAAUCUGAAAUUGAGAAUGAAACCAAAACCCUUGCAGCUAUGGUUGAGCUGAAAAUCCAAGAAAUAUACUCAAAUAUAAACAAUAUUCACAAGAAGAUAAGAGUCAGGUCUUAUGCCUUGGUAGACUACGACAAAGUCUACAAUAGUCAUGACAACUUGCUUUUAAAGCAAAAGUCUGGAGAGCUUACUGUUAAGCAGUCUCAGCAAUUGUUCAGUUCAGAGAGAAAAUUGGAAGAGAAUAAGGUCAAGUUUGAUGAGAUUAAUGAUCUCUUAAAAAAAGAAUUACCCUAUUUCUUGAAGUUGGUGGAAUUGAUUUUGACCCCUUUGCAGGAGUACGUCUACUAUGUCCAGCUCAUGAACUACUUUCAAUUUUCAAGCAGAUGCAAAUCGUAUGCCAAUUUCAUCAAUUUGGAUGUCAGAAUCAUUUCGUCUCCCAAUUUCGCAGAUGAGCUUAUGACUCAAAAUUCCAUUGACAGUUUGGGAGCUUAUGACUCCAUUAACCAACUCACUCUAAUCAACUUUAGAGACCGGUAUCUUUCUGAUAUUACUUUGGCUUUAGAACCAGAGAACAGGAACCCCAUUCUCAAGGAGACCAACUCCUACUACUACAUGGCAAAAUUUAACUUUGAGGGACAGCAGGAAGGUGAUCUUUCAUUCAAACAUGGUGAUAUUAUCACGGUGUUAACUAGGAAUGGAAACUGGUGGAAAGGGGAGUUGGAUGGAGUAGUUGGAAUCUUUCCAAGGAACUACGUAGAAGAAUAUUCGCCCAGGGAUUAG
This is a messenger RNA of Scheffersomyces stipitis CBS 6054, 1215 nucleotides long. RefSeq lists its product as uncharacterized. The record is from RefSeq and is a predicted model, not a curated record. The coding region runs from base 1 to 1215 and encodes 404 amino acids. The transcript has a single exon. Gene Ontology annotation, biological process: endocytosis; actin cortical patch localization; plasma membrane tubulation. NCBI's taxonomy places the organism in Eukaryota, Fungi, Ascomycota, Pichiomycetes, Serinales, Debaryomycetaceae. Gene Ontology annotation, molecular function: lipid binding; protein binding. Gene Ontology annotation, cellular component: medial cortex; mating projection tip; actin cortical patch.